Messenger RNA from Penaeus monodon (black tiger shrimp), 222 nucleotides. Its product is annotated as 101 kDa malaria antigen-like. The transcript is spliced from 3 exons. The annotation marks the transcript as partial. Lineage: Eukaryota; Metazoa; Arthropoda; Malacostraca; Decapoda; Penaeidae. The record is from RefSeq and is a predicted model, not a curated record.
AGAGAGGAGAGAGAGAGAGGAGAGAGUGAGAGAGGGGAGAGAGAAGAAGAGAAAGAAGAAAGAAAGAAAGAAAAAGAAGAAGAAAGAAGCAGAGAGAAAGAAAGAAGAAAGAAAGAAAGAAAGAAGAAAGAAGUGGCAACAGGUGGCACAAGGCAAGCAUCGAAUCGGGCACGGUUAAUGCACACCUCGGGAGCAGAAUCGAUGCCCCCAUUAAAGACAUGA